Cucurbitaria berberidis CBS 394.84 is the source of this 327-nucleotide messenger RNA. RefSeq lists its product as uncharacterized. The record is from RefSeq and is a predicted model, not a curated record. NCBI's taxonomy places the organism in Eukaryota, Fungi, Ascomycota, Dothideomycetes, Pleosporales, Cucurbitariaceae. The coding region runs from base 1 to 327 and encodes 108 amino acids. The transcript has a single exon.
AUGGUGCGCGGUGUUUUUGGCACAACUUUGAUCGAUUCUGACGAAGCCACGGCACGUAAGAAGAAUGAAUACACCGGUCGACCUGUAAAGCCAGAGGAAACCUUGAAUUCCAAACUGCACUCUCGAGAUACAAAUCCUGAUCAUAACAAAGCAAAUGGCAGGAAAGGCCGAAAGCGCGAACAAUUUACUUUUGCGUAUUGGGAGUCGUCCGAAAAUGAGAAAGCACGCUAUGAGGCAGAGUAUAAAAGACGCGAGGGACGGAAGAUACGUGAUGCACAAGAUGAGACCCGGAGACGGGCUGCUCAAGCCAGGCGGAAGACUGGCUGA